AUGGAUAAUUUAAAUGUAUAAUAAGAAAGAGCAGAAUAAGCAUUAGAAUAUUACAAAUCUGCAGCAGUUAAAUUUAAACUUGCAAAAAGCUGGGAUGAUGCAGCUGAAGCAUAUAUUAGAUGUGCAAAAUGUGAAUAGGCUGGAGAUGGAGGCAAUGCAGGCGAAUAUUAUGUAGAGGCAGCUAAUAUGAAAAAGAAGAAUAAUACUUCUGAAGCUAUAAAAUAUUUUGAAGAAGCAAUUUAAUUUUUUUGUAAAGAAAAUAGAUUUGGAUAUGCAGCAAAACUAAAAAAAUAAAUAGCUGAAAUAUUCGAGUAAGAUUUAGAAACAGAUUUAGCCAUUAAAGCUUAUGAAGAAUCAGCCGAUUUAUUUUUUGCCGAAAAUGAUUAAUCUUCAGAUUAUUAUAAUUCAAAAAUAAAAGUUGCUGAUUUAAUGACAAGUAAAACUGAUUAAUAAGUUAAUUAUAUAGAGGCUAUCAAAAUAUAUGAAUAAGUUGGAUAUAAAUAUUGUGAAAAUAAACUUUUAUAAGGAACUGCAAAAAAUAUUUUCUUUAAAGCCGCAUUACUUUAUUUAUGCAAUGAUGAUUCUGUAGGUUGUGGAAUUGCUUUAGAAAAAUUUAUGGACUCUUGCCCUCCAUUUAAUAAUACUAGGUAGUCUAAGUUUUUAUAAGAAUUAAUAAAAUGUUUUGAUGAAAAAAAUAUGGAAGAUUUUUCUACUUAAUGUUAUGAGUUUAAUCAAAUAAUUCCACUUGAUAAAUGGUAAGUUAGUGUUCUUAAUAAAAUUAAAGAAAAAAUGAAAUCAGGAGAAUAAGUUGGAGUAGAAGGAGAUGGAGGAAUUCUUUGA
This is a messenger RNA of Ichthyophthirius multifiliis, 840 nucleotides long. RefSeq lists its product as hypothetical. Gene Ontology annotation, molecular function: syntaxin binding; soluble NSF attachment protein activity. NCBI's taxonomy places the organism in Eukaryota, Ciliophora, Oligohymenophorea, Hymenostomatida. The transcript has 7 exons. Gene Ontology annotation, biological process: intracellular protein transport; SNARE complex disassembly. Gene Ontology annotation, cellular component: vacuolar membrane; SNARE complex. The record is from RefSeq and is a predicted model, not a curated record.